Molecule: messenger RNA, 1947 nt
Organism: Cylindrotheca closterium
Lineage: Eukaryota; Bacillariophyta; Bacillariophyceae; Bacillariales; Bacillariaceae
Source: the annotation of a GenBank genome assembly
AUGCCGUCCCGUUCGUCGAGUUCACGUCGUCAGACGAUGGCGACUUUGAAUCCGAUGUCGACGACGAAUUCGAGCCGCCGACAAACAAUUGAUCCCAGCUCGGCUGUUGGUUCGACUUCUAAAUCUCGACCUCCCCGGGGCCGCAAGUCGAUGAUUCCGAGCGUUGGAAGGGAAAACCUUAAUCCAGCGACUCCUCAGUCAGCUCGGCCAAUGAAGCAUUCUACGUCUACAGGAAAUCAUCGACGCCGAAGUAGUAUUGGCGGAGAUCGUCGGCAGAGUUUGGUACCCCCUUCUAUGCCCGCUAGAACCGACCCUCGUCCUCUUUCUGACAGAAGCUAUCAGCAAGAGUGUGCAAAAAGAUUACUAGACUUCCUAUCGAAGUCUAACUAUGAUCAUCCAAUCUCGCCGAAAAGUCUUAGAAGUCCAUCUGGAAAAGACUUUAUGAAUAUUGUCACUUUCAUGCUGCGCCUGGUAGACCCUAACUUCCACAAAGAUUCAAGCAUGAAGGUUGAAGAUGAGAUUUCCAUGAGCUUUCGAGCUAUGGGAUAUCCAUUUACUGUUUCCAAAACAAUCCUUGUUGCUGCUGGAUCACCUCAUAGCUGGUCAACUCUUCUUGCGGCACUAACGUGGUUAAUGGAAAGAAUUGAAUGCAUGGAAAACUGCAAGGAUGACGAUGAUGAUCCGGGACAAUUUGAGUCGGUUGAAGAACUCGAAGCAAAAACUGAUAAGGCAUUCUUCAAAUACUUGAGCGCAGCUUAUACUGCCUUUCUUAGAGGAGACGAAAAAGAAACAGAGGAUCUUGAAAAUGCGCUUGGCGAUCGAUUUGAACGAGACGACGAGCUUAUUGCUCAAGAAAUUCAAAUCAUGGAUGAUAAGAAUGGUGUGGUUUUAGAAGAGCUCACCGAACUCGAGAGAGCGGAAGAAGAUCUGCAGCACCAUAUCACACGCAGAGAAGACCUAGUGCAAUCCUUGGAAGGACUUGGAGAUGUGAUGACGCCAAUGAGCGAUGAGCUAGAGGAGAGGGAACGCCAGAAGUCAGAACUUACAAAUAAGUUGGAGGAAACUAAUCGGCAGCUUGAAAGAGUCACAUCCCGCAUAGAAGAGUUGAAAGCAUCUAUUGACAGCCAGGAGCUGUCGGUCGAGGAUACUAUGAAGAUGAAAAAUGAGCUCAAAGGUAUUGAAGAGGCCUACGACAGGACAAUCACUCUCCGGGAUCAACGCCGAAAGGCCUUGUGGGAUAUCGAUGACGAGCUUAAAAAGUCUUGGAAUGAUCUGGAGACUGUGCUCUCAGACUACAAUGCGCAACUCAGCGAACUUAAUUUGCUUCCCCUUGUAUCUGCAAAGUCAAUCAAUAUGAGAGCCUCCCUCGACAAGGCUGCUGUUGAUGAUGCUGACACAGCCAAGUUGAUUGGAGUUGAUCUUGUCUCUUCUGUUAUUCCAGCGCUAUCUUCAAGCAAACAGCAGUACAACGAAAAGCUGUCCGAAUCUAAAUGGAAAUACCAAGAAGCAUUGGAUAAACUUGAGUCUAGCGAGGAAGGCUUCACAGAAUCUCAUGACAAGCUAAAAAUUAUUGAUGCAAAGAUUGGAAAGUGCGAAGAGACCCUUCAAGCUGAGCGCAACGCCAAUGACGGCAAGUUGGCUGUCCGCGUCAGAGAGGCAUUAUCUAUGGAGACUCGCGUGGCUGCACUUCGUGAUCCUGUUGCUCUAGAAGAGCAGAUGGCUCAGUACGAACGCCAAUGUACAGAACUCGAGUCCCUUAGACAGAAGCAUGAGGAGCAAAAUAUCGCACGAAAGCGAGAUGUGAGCGGAGAAAUUCAACGGGCUUGCAAUGCAAUCAUGGAAUACGAUGAGCGCUGUUCGAAACAGAUCAGUGAAAUUCAUAAAUAUCGAAAUGAUGUGGAGGGUGCAAUGGGGGAGCUGAAUGUACCUGAAAACAGACUAUCUUAG